Thermothelomyces thermophilus ATCC 42464 is the source of this 1291-nucleotide messenger RNA. RefSeq lists its product as uncharacterized. Gene Ontology annotation, molecular function: ubiquitin conjugating enzyme activity. The transcript has 5 exons. Gene Ontology annotation, biological process: protein polyubiquitination; ubiquitin-dependent protein catabolic process. Lineage: Eukaryota; Fungi; Ascomycota; Sordariomycetes; Sordariales; Chaetomiaceae. Gene Ontology annotation, cellular component: nucleus. The coding region runs from base 201 to 644 and encodes 147 amino acids. The record is from RefSeq and is a predicted model, not a curated record.
CGUCCCGCCUGCAUCUCUUGCGCUUGCCCUUUUUGCACCCGACUUUUCUCGCCACACUACAGGCGCUCGCUGCAUCAUUUCAGUUGGAUUCUGUGUCCUUCCACAGCCAAAGUGCUGACAUCCUUCAAAUACAGACAGCGCGCCCCCAGGCUCUCGACGUCGAACCCCGUCGUCAAAACACACAUCACAUAUCCCCAGACAUGGCUCUGAAGCGCAUUAACAAGGAACUCACUGACCUCGGCCGCGAUCCGCCCUCGUCGUGCUCUGCCGGCCCUUCGGGCGAGGAUCUCUUCCACUGGCAAGCGACAAUCAUGGGUCCUGCUGACUCGCCGUACGCUGGCGGGGUUUUCUUCCUCCAGAUCCAGUUCCCUACCGACUAUCCCUUCAAGCCUCCAAAGGUCCAAUUCAAUACGAGGAUCUACCACCCCAACAUCAACGCAAACGGCAGCAUCUGCCUCGACAUUCUCCGUGACCAGUGGAGCCCGGCAUUGACCAUCUCAAAGGUCUUGCUCUCCAUCUGCUCGAUGCUGACCGACCCGAACCCCGACGACCCGUUGGUGCCCGAGAUCGCUCAUGUAUACAAGACGGACCGAGCCAAGUAUGAGCAGACAGCCCGCGAGUGGACCCGGAAGUAUGCUGUUUAGCAGUUACGACCGGGUGGGGGAGGGAGCGUCGGUUUGAAUGCGAUCGUCGAUCGGACCGGGUUCCGGGCGCUUCGCGUUGUCUACGGGCCGGCUUGGGUCUCUGGACCUGGGAUCUCUGCCUCUUGGACUCCGCGGCGGGGACAGCGUCUUUGUUGAAUAAGGGCGCGGUAUACCCGCGGAACGGUUUAACAUGGGGAAUCGAUGGGAGCGAUAUUAAUUUGCCAGAGGGACCACAGGCUGGCAGCAUCGCCUCCAUCAUUCAUACUGCAUCAUGUAGCCUGGAAAUCGGAAGAGUUCGACCACUACAUUUGCCGUCGGCGGAUCAUCUCAAUUGCCUGUGGAACAUGUGCGCGUUGUUGAGCCGCCUGGCACUCCAGUCGUCCCCUAAUUUGGGCCUAGAGACCUGGAACUAUAAUUGUUUGGUUUACUUGCGAGUGCCUUCUGCUACGUUGAUCUCAGUAAUAGUCUAGCUGCCGGCUGAUUUCAUCGAAGUUUCGCUGGCGCAACACGUAGCAGCGUCUACUCGAUGGCCGUAACUUGCAACCUUUUGCGUUGCCAUGACCCAAAAGAUGCUCGGGCGCAUAAGGGUAAGGCGCCUCCAAGCUGAUCAGCCUCAGGUCAACCACACGACUGUAGUUUGCACCGUC